Molecule: messenger RNA, 3592 nt
Organism: Acanthopagrus latus (yellowfin seabream)
Lineage: Eukaryota; Metazoa; Chordata; Actinopteri; Spariformes; Sparidae
Gene: poli
Product: polymerase (DNA directed) iota
Exons: 10
Coding region: 206-2395 (729 amino acids)
Biological process (GO): translesion synthesis
Molecular function (GO): damaged DNA binding; DNA-directed DNA polymerase activity
Source: RefSeq, a predicted model, not a curated record
ACUUUCCUUUUUAUUUAUUUAUUUUUUCAAAUUGCAGUUCAAGGUGUCGCAGUAAUCCCUCCACGUCGGCAGAUGGCGCUGCUAAUCUAAGCUGGGACUUAAAGCGACAAAGUAGUCUCCGUGUCUAACACCCGCAAGCACCACAACAGCGGCCUUAAAUGGCGAAUUAAAUAACAAAAGAUACAUUAAAGUCAAGUUGUUUGAAAUGGAUAAGAGCGAAGAUGAGAUGGAAGAGGAUGAAGCCGAGUGGAAGAACAGUUUCGUGGAUUCAGUCCCAUUCAGCAGCCCCGCUACUGCUUCUGUUUCAGGUCCGAGCCACAGUAAGACAUCAGUUCCAACACCUGCACACAGAGUCAUACUGCACUUCGACCUUGACUGCUUCUAUGCUCAGGUGGAAAUGUUGAGAAACCCAGCACUGAGAGAAGUACCUUUAGGUAUUCAGCAGAAAUACAUCAUAGUCACCUGUAACUAUGUGGCAAGGGAGCUGGGUGUCACCAAGCUGAUGUCUGUUGCAAGUGCGAAGGAGAAAUGUCCUCAGCUGGUGCUGGUCAAAGGAGAAGACCUGACACAUUACAGAGAAAUGUCCUAUAAAGUGACAGAGCUGCUGAUGUCCUAUUGUCCACUGGUAGAGAGGCUGGGAUUUGAUGAAAACUUCAUGGACGUCACAAAGAUGGUAGAAGCAAGGCUAGAGGAGACCCAAGUGUCUAAUAACUUCUCAUUUAAAGGCCACGUCUACAACCAUUUCAGUGCAGACGUUGAAGCCAGUGACCAUCCAAGUUUGGCUUUAGGUUCACACAUUGCAGCUGAGCUUAGAGAAGCCAUCCACAGCAAACUGGGUCUGACAGGUUGUGCUGGCAUCGCCACAAACAAGCUACUGGCCAAACUGGUGUCCGGCUCCUACAAACCCAAUCAACAAACCACACUGCUGCCGGAGAACGUCAGCGACAUCAUGGGCUGCCUGGGUAGUCUCCGUAAAGUACCAGGGGUGGGCCACCAAACAGCUAAGAGACUUCAAGCCCUGGGAUUGGCCAGCGUGAAAGACCUACAGCUCUUUCCAUUGAAUGACUUGGUGAGAGAGUUUGGAGGUCCCACUGCUCAGCGCUUGAGGAAUCUGGCCCUCGGUGUUGAUGACACACCCGUCACACCUACAGGGGCUCCCCAGUCUCUCAGUGACGAAGACUCCUUCAAGAAAAUCUCAUCCACUAAAGAUGUUUUAGAUAAGAUUCAAGAACUCCUGAGCAGUCUUGUGGAGAGGAUGCACAAAGAUGGCAGGCAGCCUCAAACCUUCCGACUUACUAUCCGUAGAUACUCGGCAACCAACAAGUGGUUCAGUCGGGAGAGUCGUCAGUCUCCAAUUCCCAACCACAUAGGACACAAGAUCACCUCUGGCAGCACCGAUGAUGCUGUGAUUCAGCUGGCCACAUUGGCGAUGAAACUCUUCCACAAGAUGGUGGACAGCAGUGCAGCCUUCCACCUCACCCUCAUUAAUGUUUGCUUCAGUAACCUGCAGACGAGGGGAGCUGCCACCAGCGGAAAGGGCUCCAUCACAUCUUUCUUCACUCACAGCUCGUCUCCCAGAAAAACACAGAUCUUCUCAACUCAAAGCCAGGAUGGUUCCUCUCAGAGUGGGGAUAUUCACUUAAUGGAGCAUCAGUCCAGUGCACACAGUGUGAGUACUCAAAAUACCACACAAAAGACGUCAGCCACAAGAAGCCCUUGUAGCUCUGAGGCAGCAUUACAUGGGUUCAAAAUAGAACAAAGCCCUGAUGUUGCUGGAGAGGACCCUCCGCUUCACGAAGUAUCCUGCCCUUCAGCGAGGUCAGACUUUGAUGAAACAAAUAAAACAGGGACUCAUCGUUUGCCCCCAGAUGUUGACCCGGAGGUAUUCAGGCUUCUCCCUGAGGAAAUCCAGAAGGAGCUGUUAUCUCCUGCAUAUUCAAACUCUCUCCCCAGCUCUUCAAUGAGCUCAGGAAAAGCUGUUGAUAUCCCCAACAUAACAGAAAACAAGUCUUCAUAUUCAUUAACAGACUCACCAAAUAUUAAAGACAUGAAAGAGCCUGUGAACAAAUUGGAUCCAUCUGACAGGCCGACCAUAGCUAAUAACCACUGUCAUGCAUAUGUAAGUGUAUUUCCAGGAGAAAACGUCAUAGGAGAAGAGAGACUGUCAUCCCACCAGUCUUCUGACUGCGAGUUCCCGGGAAGUGUGGACCCUAAGGUGUUUUCUGAGCUUCCACCAGAUGUGCAAAGGGAGCUGAUGAUGGAAUGGAAGCAACAAAAGACGGUCCUUAAGACCUCAUUCAGGAAACAAGGGAAAGGCUCGAUGACCAAAGACAGAAAGGCUGCAGGAAAAGGCAGUCAGGCAAACAAUUUGUUUAAGUAUUUCAAACCUGCUUAGAGAGACAAUUUAUUUUGUUGAGUUCUUUUGUCUAAAAGCAUCUAUUUCUUAUUGUGGAGUUGUUGUCAUUUGAUGCAGGAAAUUAAGUUUGGUGAGGCUUUUUUCUUUUAACAAAGUUAAGAAGGCAGCUACACAAAUACGGAGGACCACAGGUGUUGUAACAUGUUUGUAAAGUGUCAUAUUAAUUUAUUUCAAAUUGAACCAUAAAAACUGGAUUUAAUAAAAGAUUUUAUAAAAACAUAAAGUGAUCCUUAAAUACAUUCACUAAAUUAUUAGGUUAUUUAUCAGUGAUGUAUGGACAUUUGAUGAAAGGUAUAUUGAUGGGAUGAUCUAUUCUUUAGCAAAUUAAGUAACACUUUAUAUUAACUAAUUAACACGUGGUGAAUUUUAGAUAAUAAAACGUAAUUGUUGUUUUGCUGUUAACAAACAUUGAAAUGCUAUAUUAAGCAAUAUUCUAUUGUAAAGUUGCACCCAAUUUGAAUAAUGCUUUGCAAGUACACAAAUACUGUCAUUUAUUUAUAAAUAUCAGAUGGCCAUUAUAAAAUUGUAACUUGUUUUUAUAAAGCAUUUCAUAAUUUGUUAGCAGUGAAGUAACUAUUAACUAGAAAAUAUGCUGUUACUUUAUGAUGGUUUAUAACAAAAUGUGACUACAAAUUAUGUUAAUUAAUAAUUGAAGCAUUCAUUAAUUAAUUUGUAAAAUCUUUUAUUGAGUCUUGUUACUGUCUAAUUAGAUAUGAAUAAAUUGAAUGCUUUAUAACUAUUUUCCUGAUAUCUGUGGUCCAUAUACAAUUGUCUAUACCUGUUCACACUAUGGGUCAAUAGAAGUUUUAUCAAGGCACCAAAGUAUUAUUUACAGAAACUUGCUGAUUUCUGAUUCCUCACUCGCAAACAGAAAAACAUGUGCCUUAACAUCAAGAAAAUUAAUUCAUUUCCAAGCUUUCAGCGCUUCCUAGCCAAGGUAGAACAAUAUAGAAGGUGGACAUUUUCUACCAUCUCUAAAAAAAAAUUCAUGUUCAGACACCAACUUUGAGUUGUAUAAACAGGCAACAAAAACAGAAAGCAUUGAUAAUUAUGUGUUAAUGAAGUCUUUUUGGGUUUUUUUGUCCAUGCCUCUAUUUCAGUGUUGAUAUGUAAAUAUGUUGCCUUCUUGAAAUACGCUUAUGUUGUUUAUAAAAGUAAAUUCUGAUUUCAAAGUAC